Molecule: messenger RNA, 3179 nt
Organism: Lingula anatina
Lineage: Eukaryota; Metazoa; Brachiopoda; Lingulata; Lingulida; Lingulidae
Biological process (GO): ubiquitin-dependent protein catabolic process
Cellular component (GO): nucleus
Molecular function (GO): ubiquitin protein ligase activity
Source: RefSeq, a predicted model, not a curated record
UGCUACCCUGGCAAGAUAAUUUCGAUGCAAGAACGAUAUUUAUAAGGACAUACUUGUCCAGUUGCAUCAUGGGAACCACCUCAAGUGCCAAUGCUGAAAAAGCUACAUCGGAUGAAAGUGACCCACUCACAUUAACACCAGAAGAAAGUGACACAGUCCCAGUGACAUCAGAGGAAAGUGACCCAGUAACAGUAACUGCAUCAGAUGAAAAUUGUGUUAAGGAUGCCUCAUGCAGUUCCAAAAACAGGUCCAACAAAGCGCUUGUCAAACACUUUCAAACAUUGAAUGGAGGCGAGGCAAAUUCUAUGCCACACCUCGCACAGAGUUUACAAGGUCCAAAGAGAAUGACACAACUGAAUGAAAAUACCUUUGAUGAAGACAUGCCCAAUACCUUGCCUUUAUCAGGUCAGGAAUGUGAUGGAUGUCUUCCACCUAAUGCAAAGGAGUAUUCCCAAGCACACCUAGAAUACGUCCAUAGGGGUGCUAGGCCAAAACUGCCACAGAAUGUGACAGAAGACAAUAAUGUCUCACUGCCUCAUCUAACCCAUUUUAAUGGGGAUUUUCAAAAAGCUCCUAGUAUUAAUGAGGAUGAAGAGUCUGACACAACUGAUGAAAGGACCAAACUUAAGAAAUGGCGUGAGGCUGGAGCUGUUCUUAAAGAUGUUUUAAAUCAAGUCGGGAUGAAAAUGUCAAACAGUAAAAACAGUUUGGAUGAUAGAGAAAAGGAGGAAGACCCCAUGAAUUUGAUGCUACAAGAUAGUCUAGCUUCUGAGCCAAGAAAGAUUGAGGAAAAGUCUUCAGUUAAUGGUGCUAUGGCCAGAUUCCCUGUUUUGAAAAAUGCUACUGCAGCCAAAGUUUUACAGAAAGUUAGGGAAAGGACUAGGGAAUCACCACCAGAUGGCAAAAAUGGGCAGUUUACAGUAAAAAAUGCUCUCGCUUUAGUGCGGGCCAAAACAAGUCAAGGUUCAAGUGAGGGUAGGACAUCAGACAGCCUGGUGCAUUCAGAUGAGGAAAAUAGAGAUGCCAAUUGGCCAAGCACAGCAGUUAAAAGACAGCAUAAGAGCAAAAAGUCAAUGCCAAAAGGCAGUAAGUCAGAAAGUAGCAUAUUAAAAAUUCCUCCAUCUGUAGAUGGUUUGGUGGGAAACUUAGAUUGCUCCAGUGAAAGUUCAGAUAUUGACAGAGAAAAAUUAGUAGAAAAGAAUCACAAGCUGCUACAUGCAAAGAAAAACAAACUUCCAAGAGUGCCAAAACAUGUGCAAAAGAAAAACAAUGAAAAUCAUUUUUCCCCAUCUUUAAAAACUGCUCAUGAGGCUCCAGUUACCAGUUCAAUGGGUGCUACUACAAAACAGCAUGUUGCUCCUUGUAAAAGUUCUUUUAUUCCAAAUGUAGGUGCUAGUAGGAGUUAUAAUGUUACUCCUAAUUUACAUUCUGGUUCAGAAGUUCUAACUUUUCCAGUAGAAAAGGAGCCUGCGUUACAACAUUCCAAGACUCAGAGAAAAAAGAAGAAACCACUGAAACAUUUAGAAAAAGGAAUUUCCCAAACUUUUAACAAAAGGCACAAAGAGCCACCUGUAGAUCUGAACCAAGUGUCUUCUCUCUGUGGACCUGAUGUUUUGGUUAGUUCCAGUGAAAGUGAUGGUAGACACAAUGACUAUGAAAAUGCUGCUUUGCUUUCUUCUAAGGUGAAAAAGACAAGCAGUAAAAUGAAAACAAAUUAUCUCCAAGACAAGGUGAUGCCAAAGUGUCAUUCCAGAAAUGGGGAAUUUUCCCUAAACAAUCCAAAUUGGAGGCCUGGCCCCAGUAGUCAUGCAACUAGCAAUCAACUUGGCAACUAUCCUAGCAACAUUCAUAGCAACCCCUGGGUGGACACUUUGUAUCAAGAUUGGUGCCUUGAUGAUGUGCCUCCCCUAAUGUCAGACAGUUCAACGUCCGCAUCCAGUGAGAGAGGAGUCCCAGAAUUGAUAGAUAUCUCAUCAGAAGUUGGAAGUGUGAGUAGUUCUUCAGCUUGCAGUAUGCCAGCGUUGACAGAUCACAGCUAUGAAAGCGACAUUACAUCCACACACGCUCAGUGUUCCAGUGAUGUCAGUUUAAACCAACAUGGCAACUUGUCAGGCAGGAUUUCCCCACCGCCUCUAGUCAUUUCAGACAGCAGUUCCACAGAUCUAGAACAGUCAACAUUUAGUGCGGCUAGUUUGUAUAACCCUCCAAUAGAGGACAGCACCAGCAGUGAUAGCACUGAAAAUGAUGCUGAUGAUGAGUUUGAGUGUGAUUGUGCCUCAUGUAGAUUUUCUAGAACACACAGAGAUAGACAGUGGUUGACAGUUGAAGAUGAAACUGAAGAUGAAUACAGAUGGAAUAUCUUGGCAGAAGCAAGAGGAACAGAUUUGGAAGAUGCACUUGAUCCUGGAAUUCCAGUUGAAAUGCCUAGUCCUUUGGAGUGGCUUCUGUUUGGUCAGACAGUACGCAGAGAUAUCCUGGAGGCAAUGUUCCAGAAUGUAAUCCUGCAGAUGUUGUCUGUUCACCCAGAUCUUAUGAAUAACACAGCACCACCUCCAGCAGAUCAGCAGGCCAUUAAUAAUCUACCUCAAGUAGAUAUAAGCCAGGAUCUCAUAGAGAAUGAGUCCCAGUGUCCCAUUUGUUUAAACAAUUACAACUGCAGGGAAAAGGCCUCACAGCUUCCUUGCUUGCAUAUCUUCCAUCCACUUUGUAUUCAAGCCUGGUUGAUCAAGUCUGGGACAUGUCCAGUGUGUCGUCAUGUGCUGUAACAGAGUGUAGUCUUCCAGGAUACAGGAAGAUUCAGAGUUUGUGUCCUGCUAUGCUUUUGUUUACAUUGAUCAAUGUUGGCAUCAUUUCAGUAUGAAUAUUACCCCAAACGCACAUGCUAUAUUGCACUAUAUCAUUAUGGAUCAAAAAAAAUUACAUAACUUUUUUUUAUUUAUUCAGUUAUUGAUAUUGAGAUAUGCUAUCAUGGUCGAAAUUGUUUAAACAGAAAUUGUGAUUAUAACGAUAACGCAACGACAACACGUUCUUUCUCAACUUGUAUUGUCACACCUAACACAUUUCACACUGGAGCUCGCUGUUGCUAUUUUGUCAAAGAAGGAAAAAUAGAUGAAAAAAUUAACGUAAAUAUAUGUUUCAGUUGCAUAUAACGUCUGCCUCGAUGUUGUUCUGUGUUCAAU